GGGGUGAGCCGGUGCAUGGGUCCCACGAGCUGCUGACAUUGUGAACACUUUACUUCGUGCUAUCGUCGUACCAUGUAUCGCUUAAUUAAGAAUUUAAAGUGUGCCACAUUCGUUGGAAUGCCACAGCGACUGGUUAUCGAGGUGAACAGCAUGACAGCGAUGCCGCUACCGUCCAAGCACGUCAUAGUUUUGAGCGAGUAGCUCCUCCGCUGGCUCGAAGCGCAGAAUGCCAGCUUCGGUGGACGCAUGCUUGGACAAACUUAACCGGCGGCCCCUGGCCUCUCGCUCACCGGUCAUCGGCUCGCAGCUGUCGAACAAGACUCCGCUACGCAGCAGCUCCUGUCUUGCUCCACUGAUGCUGAGCCUUUACAUAGCCGCAUCGCCAUGCAUUUUCCUAUUCGUCACCGGCACCGACUCGUCGGAUCUGGUGCCGAACCUCUGCCGCCUCAUGGACCAGCCACUGUAUUGCCGGUGCGACGUCGAAGACUUCGCGGACGACGCGACGGACGUGUUCUGCUACGUCACCAGGCCCAUUACUCCCAACCACGUUGUGUUCAAUUCUUUUCGAGGCCACGCAUCCGUUGUUUCUCUGGGCUUUAACGCGUUGAACCUCAAGCACAAACUGACUUUUGUGCCCUCCGCUGCUCUCAGACACUGUUCCCGUCUGGAGCGCCUAAAGUUCACGCAGUCGGACUUGGGCGCCCUGAAGACGCACUCAUUUCACAACCUCUCCAGGCUAGCGUGGCUUUCGCUGGACUCGAACUCCAUAACGAUCCUGGGGAAAGAAUGUAUUGCCAACCUGCCGCGUCUGAAGAGACUCGAACUCGGAGACAACAAGCUGACAGUCGUUCCCGCCGGUUCCUUCCGUGGUCUUCCGGCCCUAACGCAGGUCUUCCUCGAGAGGAACGAGAUUGGCAACGUCGAGGACUACGCAUUCGAAGAGCUUUCCAACGUCCGAGAACUCGACCUGAGUGACAAUGUCAUCGAGAACCUCACUGAGCAGACGUUCAAGGGCCUGUCGAGGGCCAUACGACUCGAUUUGUUUCGCAACAAGAUCAGAAGACUCGGAGCCCGAGUGUUCAGCGCGAUGCCCGCGCUUGUCGAACUCGACCUCAAGUACAACGGCGUCGCCGAAGUCCACCCUCUGGCAUUCGAGGGCCUGCCGCAACUGAACAUCCUCUACUUGGCGUUCAACCGGCUUCGCGUCCUUCCCGCCCAGAUGUUCGCGGGUGCCCCCAACCUUCUGAACAUUGACCUCUCCCAGAAUGAGCUGCUGACGCUUACUUGGAGGACAGUCCAAGACUUGAGAAAAAUUGACACAGAGUCCUUCCACAUGGGUCUCAUAGGGAACAAGUUCGUCUGCGAUUGCCGUAUGUCCUGGGUGCAGCGUUUGCAGAAUGCCACGCUGAACGGCAAGUUCCAUCGCGAACUGCAGGACAUCACCUGCUGCUUUGACGGGGCUUCGGGUAGCCCCAGCUGCGGAACGCAAGUGUCCGGGCUAAGCCUUCCGGAGUUGGAGUGCCACGAGGAUUACGAACCACAAGGACUGCCAUCGGCGAGACGUUAUGACAAGGAGAUGACGGAAUCCGGUGGCGUGUUAGAGGAAGUGGACGACUUCAGCGCAGGUGCCAAGAUCCGCCGGACGCGUCCGGUGUCCGAACACAAGCCGGAAGGAGGCGAUGACCCUGUGAGGCCGGAAGGCAAUGCAGCGGAAGUGAACGAAAAAGACGUGAAGGUGGUCCCGAGUAAUGUGAAGGCUGCGGCCAGUGAAUCAGUAUUCAAUCGCGGUAGUCCGAGCAACAUUGCCGGGGCGGCUUCCCGAUGCCUCCCGGAUGAGGUAGCCUCGCGCCUCUUACUUUGCCUCUGCCUUCGGUUUCUGAACAAGUUGCUCUGACAAACAGAGUGAAAGUGUCCAGUUGAAGCGUGACAGUGACUACGCUGCGCUCGCUUUUGCAGCGCAGUACAGUUGCGACAGACGAACUUGGUAACAAUUGGUGUCACGAGACGCUGAUACAAUAACCACCGAGAUGACAGGAGUACUCCGCGUGGUGGUGAUUGCGAUCUGAGAUAAUGGUUUAAGAAAUAUUAACUGAAAAUGGUCAGUUGGAAGAGGGCACAAAAAUAAACAGCAAAAGUGAAAAGCAAACGCUGUGAUCCCCACAACAACACUGGGCAAAGCUACUAAGUGGGACACACCGGCAAAUUCCUGCAUGGUCGAGCACAUUUUGCUAAUAUCAGCGCUGCGUGCCGCGCAGGCGUUCCAUUUGAAAAAAAAAAAAAACAGUUCCCGUGUACCCUCCAUUCCACUUCGCCCGCUAAGUUAUUUAAAGGGACCGACAACUGCCCAGAACAUGAAAUGAGAUGACUCCACUGAUGGAAAGAUUGUCCGUCGCAUUGACUCAAACCAACCCUGUUUUUUUCGUGAGAGAUGGAUUUAUAUUUUUAUUUAUUAAUUGAAAGUCGCGAAAAAUGACCUGUGGCGCCUCUGGUGGCAAAAACAUGAACGAUCCGAUGAACCCGGCCAUGUGACCAUCGA
This is a messenger RNA of Rhipicephalus sanguineus (brown dog tick), 2536 nucleotides long. Its product is annotated as insulin-like growth factor-binding protein complex acid labile subunit. NCBI's taxonomy places the organism in Eukaryota, Metazoa, Arthropoda, Arachnida, Ixodida, Ixodidae. Gene Ontology annotation, cellular component: plasma membrane. The record is from RefSeq and is a predicted model, not a curated record. Bases 227 to 1894 code for a protein of 555 amino acids. The transcript is spliced from 4 exons. Gene Ontology annotation, molecular function: protein binding.